Messenger RNA from Macrobrachium nipponense, 1377 nucleotides. RefSeq lists its product as uncharacterized. The transcript is spliced from 2 exons. Lineage: Eukaryota; Metazoa; Arthropoda; Malacostraca; Decapoda; Palaemonidae. The record is from RefSeq and is a predicted model, not a curated record. Bases 40 to 1335 code for a protein of 431 amino acids.
CAUCUGCCUACUCUGAAGCAAACAGUAACUCUUCCAAUAAUGAAACUUCCCCUGAUCAUCGGCAUAGCCACAGCUGUGGUUCUGUGCCAGGCAGAUGGUAAUAAAGGUGGUUUCGGCGGAGGUGGAUUUGGAGGAGGUGGCUUUGGAGGAGGUGGCUUUGGAGGCAGUAGAUACGGUGGACGAGGCAGUGGAUUUGUAGGUGGCUCUCUUGGUGGUGCCCAUGGAGGAGGUGUCAGCGGUGGAUCCUUCGGUGGCUCAUCAUAUGGAAGCGGUGGUUUUGGAGGUGGAUCCUUCGGUGGCAGUCUUGGAGGAGGAUUUGGAGGAGGUAAAGGUGCUUCCUUUGGAGGUGGAUCUUUUGGAGGCGGUCAGGGAGGCGGCUUUGGUGCCGGUUCCUUUGGAGGCUCAUCAUAUGGAAGCGGUGGUUUUGGAGCUGGAUCCUUCGGUGGUGGUCUUGGAGGAGGACUUGGAGGAGGUAAAGGUGCUUCCUUCGGGGGUGGAUCUUUUGGAGGCGGUCAAGGAGGCGGCUUUGGUGCUGGUUCCUUUGGAGGCCCGUCAUAUGGAAGCAGUGGUUUUGGAGGCGGAUCUUUCGGUGGUGGUACUGGAGGAGGCUUUUCAGGAGGCAAAGGAGGCUCCUUUGGAAGCAGCUCUCUUGGAGGCGGUUUAGGCGGUGGAUCCUUCGGUGGCCGAUCCUACGGCAGUGGCAGUUUUGGAAGCGGCUCUAUUGGAGGAGGAUCCUUUAGGGGUGGUCCUGGAGGAGGCUUUACAGGAGGCAAAGGAGGCUCCUUUGGAGGCGGCUCAUUUGGAGGUGGUCCUGGAAUAGGAUUUACAGGAGGCAGAGGAGGGUCCUUUGGAGGUGGAUCUUAUGGAGGAAGCUCCAUUGGAGGUGGCUCUUUUGGAGGAGGUUCCAUUGGAGGUGGCUCGUUUGGAGGUGGUCCUGGAGGAGGAUUUACAGGAGGCAAAGGAGGCUCCAUUGGAGGUGGCUCUUUUGGAGGAGGCUCAUUUGGAGGCGGUCCUGGAGGAGGCUUUACAGGAGGCAAAGGGGGCUCCUUUGGUGGUGGCUCAUUUGGAGGUGGUCCUGGAGGAGGAUUUGCAGGAGGCAGAGGAGGAUCCUUUGGAGGUGGAUCUUAUGGAGGAAGCUCCAUUGGAGGUGGCUCUUUUGGAGGAGGGUCCAUUGGAGGUGGCUCUUUUGGAGGUGGUCCUAGAGGAGGAUUUACAGGAGGCAAAGGAGGGUCCUUUGGAGGUGGCUCUUUUGGAGGUGGUCCUGGAGGAUCAUUUGGAGUGCAUGGUGGUCCAAUUGGAGGAGGUGGAUUCACCGGUGGUCGACGAUAUGGAUAAUAGAAUUUUAUAGCAUGCUAAAUAUAUUAAAUUAAACAUUUA